AUCCAAUAAAUACCCCACCCACAAUCCACUCCUAACUUCAUGCACCUUCUACGCAUUAGGCCCACUAUAUAUAUUUCAAAAGAACUCUCUCCAUGAUGUAGAGACGAGCAAGUAGUUUAGACAAAUCAAAAAUCUUGAUCUUCUUGCCUUCUUUAUUUUUCUUUUUCACCCAAGCCACACACAUACAUAUCAGGAAGUUACAGAGAUGCUAUACAAAUGUAAUGGAGAAAAUAUGUGAUAUAGUUGAAGGUCUGAAGCCAAUAAUAAUCAUGGUGGGUUUACAAAUAAUAUUAACAGGAGUCAAUAUUUUCUACAAACUGGCUGCAAACUGUGGCAUGAGCUUGAAGGUUUUGGUGGCUUAUCGCUUCGUGUUUGCUUCACUAACAGUUAUUCCACUCGCUCUGAUCCUCGAAAGGCAAAAAAGGCCAAAAUUGACAUGGAGGAUUGCCUUCCAAGCAUUUCUUAUUGCUUUAUUUGGGGGAUCAAUGGCCCAAAAUCUAUACGCAGAGAGCUUAGCAUUAACAUCAGCCACAUUUGCAGCAGCUAUGACCAAUCUCAUUCCUGCUAUAACAUUCGUCCUCGCAAUACUAUUUCGGUACGUUCUAAACAAUAAUAGG
Molecule: messenger RNA, 617 nt
Organism: Olea europaea var. sylvestris
Lineage: Eukaryota; Viridiplantae; Streptophyta; Magnoliopsida; Lamiales; Oleaceae
Product: WAT1-related protein At1g25270-like
Exons: 3
Cellular component (GO): plasma membrane
Molecular function (GO): transmembrane transporter activity
Source: RefSeq, a predicted model, not a curated record